Messenger RNA from Python bivittatus (Burmese python), 3127 nucleotides. It is a transcript of the gene IFT81, whose product is annotated as intraflagellar transport 81. Lineage: Eukaryota; Metazoa; Chordata; Lepidosauria; Squamata; Pythonidae. Gene Ontology annotation, cellular component: intraciliary transport particle B; ciliary basal body. Gene Ontology annotation, molecular function: tubulin binding. The record is from RefSeq and is a predicted model, not a curated record. Gene Ontology annotation, biological process: intraciliary transport; cilium assembly.
CGUGAGCGGAACUGGCCCGGCGCCGUAGCCUAGCAACCGUCGCUAAGGGCCCGGGCGGCUGGGCGCUUCUUAAGGUGCUUUUCUAGACACCAUUAUGAGUGACCAACUGAAAUUCAUAGUUGAGAAGCUCAACAAGGAGCCUUUUAAAAAGAACUUCAACUUAAUCACUUUUGAUUCUCUGGAGUCAAUGCAGCUCUUACAGUUGCUCAGUGAUGUUCUAGGAGAGAUUGACCCCAAGCAUAUUGUUGACAUUAGAGAAGAGUUGCCAGAGCACACAGCGAAACGGAUGUUGACCCUGCUUGGCAUUCUUAAAUAUAAACCUCCAGGAGGUACCAGUGACUUGAGCACGUUCCGUCAAGGGUUAGUGACGGGAAGCAAGCCUGUCGUCCACCCUGUCUUGCAUUGGCUCCUACAACGGACCAGUGAGCUCAAGAAAAGGGCCUAUCUUGCACGCUUUCUGAUCAAAGUGGACGUGCCAACUGAGUUCCUUCAGGAUGACACAGUUGCUGAUACCAACAGACAGUAUGAAGAACUGAUGGAAGCUUUCAAAAGCUUACAUAAAGAAUGCGAACAGCUCAAGACAUCUGGCUUCUCAACUGCAGAAAUAAGAAGGGAUAUCACCGCAAUGGAAGAGGAGAAGGAUCAGCUGAUGAAGCGAGUGGAACGGCUGAAGAAGCGGGUGGAGACGGUGCAGAAUCAUCAGCGAAUGCUUGAAAUGGCCCGCCAGCUUCGAGUGGAGAAAGAGCGGGAGGAAGCUCUUGCCCAGCAAAAGCAAGAACAGAAAAACCAGCUUUUUCAUGCAGAGCAGCGACUACAGAGAGUCCAACUUCAGCUCAAGGACAUGCGUCAUGCAGCCGUGGAUUCAAAGCCAGAAAGCUUAAUGAAGAGUCUAGAAGAGGAGACAAAGUUCAACACAUACUUGGUCUCUGAGAAAUUUCCUAGAGAGCUGGAAGCAAAGAAACAGUCGCUGCACCUCUUGCAAAAAGUGGUGGCCGAGCCAGCCAUGGGCCAGUCGGAUCUCAACGAGCUUGAAUCCAAAAUAAAAGAGGUCAAUGCACAAAUCAAUCAGUUAAUUGAGAAGAGGAUGAUGAAAUAUGAACCCAUUGAUAGUAAAUUUUCAAUGUACCGGCAACAGGCCUCCAUCAUUUCCCGGAAGAAAACAGCCAAGGCAGAGGAACUUCAGACUGCCAAGGAAGAGAUCACCAACUUGGAGAGGCAAAUGAUGCAAAAGUCAAGCCAGGCUCGGGAGCUGAACGGGGCAGAAGUCUUGAAAGGCGAUGAGUUUAAGCGGUAUGUUAAUAAGCUUCGAAGCAAAAAUACCCUCUACAAGAAGAAGCGCCUGGAAAUAGCAGAGAUUACAGCAGAGUAUGGCAUCCUGCAGAGAACAGAAGAGCUCCUGAGACAACGGCACGAAGAUAUUCAGCAGCAACUGCAAGCCAUUGAAGACAAGAAGGGUAUCUCUGGAUACAGCUAUACGCAGGAGGAGCUGGAGAGGGUGUCGGCAGUCAAGAGCGAAAUGGAUGAAAUGAAGGGCCGAACUCUGGACAACAUGUCUGACAUGGUGAAAAAACUGAACGCCAUGGUAGCUGAAAAAAAGUCAAGCUUGGCUCCCAUCAUCAAAGAUCUAAGGCAGUUGCGACAGAAGUGCCAGGAAUUAACCCAAGAAUGUGAAGAGAAAAAGUCCCAGUACGACAGCUGCGCAGCUGGCUUGGAGAGUAAGCGUUCGUCCCUGGAGCAGGAGGUGAAGAGCCUUCAGGAGGAGUGUCUUCAGGAGGAAAGCUGCUAUCAUCAUGUCAACUGCAUGAAAAAGAUUUUCGAAGUCCAGCUGCAGCGUGUCAAAGAUGAGGUGAAAAUGUAUGUUUCUUCAGAUCAACAGGAAAGAAAGAAGGCAGUCAGGGAUCAGUAUUCCAAGAUGAUCACAGAACAAGAGAACCUUGGAAAGAAACUGCGAGAGAAGCAAAAGGCUGUCCGAGAAAGUCAUGGCCCCAAUCUGAAGCAAGUAAAAAUGUGGCGAGAUCUGCAGCUGCUCAUGGAGUGCAAAAAAGACUGUUUUCUCAAGCAACAAAACCAAACAUCCGUUGGCCAAGUCAUUCAGGAAGGGGGAGAAGACCGCCUGGUCUUGUGAAAGCUCUCUGCUUGGUAUCUAGGUCAUCCCAAAGAGCAAUUCUUCCCUGAGCAAGUCUGUGGCACAUGUUGGUUGAAGUUUACAAUUGUUUCUAUGCAAAUUAGAUUUCUAAUUGCCAUGGUUCAGGAGUUUAGUUAAAAAGGUUCUUGGCUUAAAUAGAAUAGUGUUGGGAUUGGAGGUCGCUUCAUUUGUUCCUUCUUAGGAGAGAAAAUCUUUUAUUUUGCUGAUGGAUGGGCAGGCCUCCCAUCAGUUGAAAGCCAGUUGUGUGGCUAAAGCAGUGGGAAGGUUUGUGGAUGCAGUUGCAUUCAAAUGUCUUUAAGAGGCAAAUCAUUCCGGAGAAGCAGAGACAAAAAACAGGAUUAGGAUAGGUUGUAGAUGAUGUGACAUCAUGCCACAGAACCAGCCAGGUUCAAGUCACACAGGCUCCCACCCCUUUAGGUGCAUACCUUUCACACCCUGCUUCUUUUUGGCCCAAGAAAGUGGGACCAGUUCAUUUCUCCAAAGCCCCUUUCACAAUCCCAGUAGCCAGAACCAGGGUUGAGGAAGGACCUUUGAGUUAUUGAAGGAAAAAAUGCAUGCUUAAAUUACAGGGAAGUUGUGGGCAAGGCUUCCUGUCAGCGACGGAGUGGAUGUAUAAACCCUGAUGAUCUUUGUGGGCCUUGAUUCUUCUCUGAGUUGCCCCCGUGGACCUGCCGGUUGCUCAAAGGCCAAAAAGCAGAGGACCCACUUUCCUUAAUUCUCUUGGAUCCAAACUAAAGCUUCAGCACAGGUGAUCUGGAAUUCUUCUGCCUUUUCUCACUUGCUUCACCUUUAGUGAACAUACUUAGAAGUGUUUAUUUUUGCGUUGAAAUUUAUUUUUUUUAAAGUUCCCUUCUUCAGCUUAUUACAUUGCUGAUGUUGUUGAUUUCCUUGUGGCGUUCCGCAUGCAUGCGCUCUCUCUUUUAAACUGGUGGAUACUUGUUUUUCAUUAAUGUAGCAAGAAAGACAAUAAACUUAUUUGUA